UUCUAUGCUGGGCAGGUUCACGUUAAGUCUGAGUUCCUCCAGGGCUGGCUCUCAGACGCUGUUUGGAAAAUUCAUUGCCAGGCAUGAGUCGGGGGGAUUGGUUUUUUGAUUCCACUGGAAAUUGUUAAUGGGGACUGCAUUAGCGGCCCCGUGUUGCUUUGUCUGAUAGAGAGACAGCAGGUUUACCCAAGCAAUUCUGGAUCUCUGAUCACUGCCAAUUAGGGAGCAUUGUCUGGCUGACAUAAUCAACUUCACGCUACAACAUGGAAGCCAUCGCCAAGUUUGAUUUCACCGCCUCCGGUGAAGACGAGCUGAGCUUUCACUCUGGGGAUGUUAUGAAGAUCUUAAGCAACCAAGAGGAGUGGUUCAAAGCGGAGCUAGGAAGCCAAGAAGGAUACGUGCCCAAGAAUUUUAUAGACAUCCAAUUUCCUGAAUGGUUUCAUGAAGGCCUCUCAAGACACCAGGCUGAGAACUUACUCAUGGGCAAAGAGGUUGGCUUCUUCAUCAUCCGAGCCAGUCAGAGUUCUCCAGGAGACUUCUCCAUCUCUGUCAGGCACGAAGAUGACGUGCAGCACUUCAAGGUCAUGCGGGACAACAAGGGAAAUUACUUCCUGUGGACAGAGAAGUUUCCAUCCCUAAACAAGCUGGUGGACUUCUACCGGACUACGUCCAUCUCCAAGCAGAAGCAGAUCUUCCUAAGAGAUAGAAGCCGAGAGGAUCAGGGUCACCGGGGCAAUAGCCUGGACCGGAGGCCGCAGGGAGGCCCACACCUCAGUGGGGCAGUGGGAGAAGAAAUCCGACCCUCGAUGAACCGCAAGCUGUCGGAUCACCCGCCUUCCCUCUCCAAGCGGUUCCAUCAGCAUCAGCAGCCUCCUCCGCAGUAUCCCUCCGCCACGCAGCAGCCGCAGCCGCGGUACCUACAGCAUCAUCAUUUUCUUCCGGAUCGUCGUGGAGGUAGCCUCGACAUAAACGAUGGGCACAGUGGCUUGGGCGUGGGCUGCGAAAUGAAUGCUGCCCUCAUGCACCGGAGACACACAGAUCCCGUACAACUCCAGGUGGCAGGGCGUGUGCGGUGGGCCCGAGCACUGUACGACUUUGAGGCCCUUGAGGACGAUGAACUGGGAUUCCGCAGUGGAGAGAUGGUUGAGGUCUUGGAUAACGCCCACCCGUCCUGGUGGACUGGCCGUCUGCACAAUAAACUGGGCCUCUUUCCUGCCAACUAUGUGGCCCCCGUGGUCCCAUGA
Molecule: messenger RNA, 1244 nt
Organism: Chrysochloris asiatica (Cape golden mole)
Lineage: Eukaryota; Metazoa; Chordata; Mammalia; Afrosoricida; Chrysochloridae
Gene: GRAP2
Product: GRB2-related adaptor protein 2
Exons: 8
Coding region: 264-1244 (326 amino acids)
Molecular function (GO): protein binding
Source: RefSeq, a predicted model, not a curated record